UAACAAGGGCUUCCUCUACAACUGUAAUAUAAUAGUAUGAUAAUGGAUUUUCUAUCUACUAUAGUUCUUACCUUACAGGAUUUUGUAAAGCAGUAUAUCAUUCCCUGUACUCCCACUUGGUCUCACUCCUCACUGCUGCUCUGUGCACACUCUCACUCCCACUCACUUCUGCUGUGGCUCUACAUGCAAUGUUCUGUUCAUUAAGAAAUGUGUUCAACUUUGAAUAGCAUAUAAAUAGUCUAGUGAUAGAAAUCAACAUUUUCUAUCAACUCUACAGCUAAUACUCCAGUCAUGAUUCAACAGCCAUGCCAUUCUGCUAGGCCUAAUGUCUACCAAGAGGGCACUAUGUUGCGUUAUGCCUGUGUUGUGGUUAAAACGGAUGUGGGAGUCCUCAUUUACUUCAUGUAAGGAUAAUGCAACUUUGUUAGAGAUAAAUAUUUUUAAAAACUUGUUUGGUUUGACGGGCUACACAUUCUUCUUAUGUUGUUGCUAAAAUUGAACGAAACAAAAGAAAACAUUCAGAAGACCAUAUCCUUAAAAUUGAGAUAAACAAAAAUGUGUAGACCUACAUUGGUCUAGAUAUUCACCAUAUUUACUUGUGUAAAUGACCAAGUGGAUCACAUUGUUUACUACAUGGGAUCAGAGUUUCAAAUAAUCUUAGUUUGUUUCACUUUGAAAGCCCUGGGACACGCACCGCACCUCAUGUGGCGCGCAGUAAGCCUCUUACAACUAGUAACACACCAAAUGCAGAGGAUGCCAAUCAAGAGACCAUGGGGCGUGGAGAAAUUUAAAGGCAGUCUUGCGUUUACAGUACACUACACGAGUUUAGCUGUAGCUUACCCAAAUUGUUAUUUCUCUAAAUUUCUAUGACUUACUGACAGAAACGGACAUUCAGGUGCGUGCUGGUUCGAUACACUUUGGGAAGUGAACCAACAUAUGGGAUUUCAAGGUGCAAAGAUCCAGACGGCUCUGGCUUUUUUGAAGCGUUAUUCCUCGUGAAUUGGGCCAGUUAUUCAACGGCACAAUGCUUCCACAAGAUAUAGGAGUUCAGAAACCCCGUCGGAUCUCGGAUCCGUCUCCACCGGUACCACCACGGCGGUGGUCGGGCUCCGUACCUGAGCGCAAGGUGAACUGCGUCCUCGUCGGAGAUGGAGCGGUGGGGAAGACAAGUCUUAUCGUCAGCUACACCACAAAUGGUUAUCCGACAGAAUACAUUCCAACAGCUUUCGACAACUUUGCAGCUAUGGUUGUGGUGGACAGAAAACUUGUGAGACUGCAACUCUGUGAUAUGGCUGGCCAGGACGAGCUGGACCGGAUCCGCCCUCUAUGCUACCACAAUGCCAAUGUCUUCUUACUCUGCUACAGCGUGGUGCGCCCCACCUCCUUCCGCAACGCUACCAACCGCUGGGCGCCCGAGAUCCGCCGUCACUGCCCCGGGGCGCCCAUGGUCCUGGUGGGGACCCAUCUGGACCUGAGGGAAGACGUCCAGGUGCUGGUCCAGCUGGCCAGGAAUCAGGAGCGGCCCGUGGGCACCAAGGAGGCCCAGCAGCUGGCGCAGGAUAUCGGGGCCGUGUCCUUCGUAGAGUGCUCGGGUCUGACCCAGAAGAACCUGAAGGAGGUGUUUGACCAGGCCAUCUUGGCCAGCAUCCAGCCGGUGGAGAACGUUCAGCAGCUCCAGCAGAGGCGGAGCCUGAGGAAGAAGACCCCGGAUAAGAUUAAGAGUCUCUCUGAGACUUGGUGGAAGAAGCUGAGCUGUGUUGUUGUGGCAGGAGAGUGUGUGGGAGGAGAGUUUGACUGAACCCCCAAGCAGGUGUUUAGGAUUUGACAUUUUUCUAAGCUUGUAUUUAGUCUUUAGUUUUUUUCACUCCAUAUAUAAUAGCACUCAGGAAAACAGACCUGGAUCAAUAGUAUGUUGGAAAAAAUGUAAAUGUAUUAUCCAAAGACUCAUGGAAUUAUUUAAUAUCUAAAAAGGAGAAGCACUAAAAAGAAUUAUCAUUGCUGGCAAGAUAAUGAAUGAGUUUCAGCGUCAGUGAUACCUUAUAUUAACUACGGGUAGGACAAGGUUUUGUGUUCAAAGGCCUUGACGAGGGCACAACAAGUCUGAAUUAAGUGAUUGGAUUUGAGUUAGCAAAUCCAAUAGCUGGGGAGACUACUAAUGAAAUGACUGACUUCACAAUGAUCUCUGUGUUAUUCUGUGUAACCCACAUCAAGGGUCAAAGGUCACCAUUGGAGAAUGUUGUGGAGGACUACAAGAAACUAGCCAGUAGAAACUCUAACCCCAAACCAUAAACUUACUUUGUCUGCCAUUUUGACAAAGUCUCUCAAUGUUAUUUACUAACCUAUAUCAGAUCAUGUAC
Oncorhynchus tshawytscha (Chinook salmon) is the source of this 2357-nucleotide messenger RNA. RefSeq names its product rho-related GTP-binding protein RhoU-like. Lineage: Eukaryota; Metazoa; Chordata; Actinopteri; Salmoniformes; Salmonidae. The transcript is spliced from 3 exons. Gene Ontology annotation, molecular function: GTP binding; GTPase activity. Gene Ontology annotation, biological process: small GTPase-mediated signal transduction. Bases 1025 to 1798 code for a protein of 257 amino acids. The record is from RefSeq and is a predicted model, not a curated record.